Molecule: messenger RNA, 1077 nt
Organism: Polychytrium aggregatum
Lineage: Eukaryota; Fungi; Chytridiomycota; Chytridiomycetes; Polychytriales
Exons: 2
Coding region: 319-1077 (252 amino acids)
Source: RefSeq, a predicted model, not a curated record
CCAUCGAACACAUGGCGAAUGUAUCGCAGGAAAGAAGGCACUCCAGGGAUCUUGGGACUUGGUGUGGUGCUCAUCCAUUGCUGCAGACCAAGGAUCUUGUGGGUGCUCUGGAUCCACUUGGUCGCCUGGGUGGUGCCAGUUCGAUGCUGGUACUCCUUGUUGGAGAACGACACGAUCUUCUCGUUGGCGCGCUGUGCCUUGGUCACCUUGACACCGUCUUGCUCCUGGAUGGAUGGUUGACCGGGUGCCCGAAUGACAGCGGUGAAGAUCGAUCCCACACCAGGGUCGAUCCCGAUCCAUGUGGUCCGAGAGUCGUCAAUGGGACCGACCCUGCUCUGGAUCUUCUUCUCGAGAGUGAGCUUGGGUGUCUUGUCGUCCUUGUCUGUGGAUUCUGGCUUGGCAUCAGGGUCCUGCUUCUCCAGGAUCCUGUAUCUGAGUGUGGUGAUUGAACACCCGACUCCAUCGGUGGUGAUCUUGCAACCAAAGAGCUGCUUCCCCUCCUUCCUGGCACCAAAGAGUCUCGGAUCCAGCUUGAAGUUGGUCUGCCAGAAGGUCUCUUGCUUUGUGGUGUCAUUGACCUUGGUCUUCAGGUCGUCCCACUUGAGUCCAGUGCCAGUCUGGUAUCCAAGGAUCUCCCAUAGUGCUGUGGUGUCGAGCUUGACAUACUUUGCUCUGGCAUCGCAGAGCGGGACCAAGGUGCACUGUGCUCGAGGGAUGUUGUGUCGCUUCUUGGUCUGGGCAAGCCGGUCGGCCAGUCGCUUGAUUCGCUUCGUGUUGACGGUGACCUGCUUGCACACCUCCUCGUGCUGGGUCUGGAACCACCAUGAAGAGGGCCUCCUUCAGGUGGGUCAGGCGAGAGACCUCACUGGCCAGAAUUGGUACGACUUUGUACAGGUCCUGGUGGCUUUCGUACCGAAACUCAUACAACUGGUCGGCAUGGUGGGCGAAGGAUUUUCUCAGAUCACCGAGGAGUGUCUUGGAGAGGGGAUUCUCCAUCAGCUUCAUACACUCAUCGACGUGUGUAUGACGUUUCACAUCCUUGGGAGCAACCAGGACCAAAUUGCAGUAUCGGCGUAG